AUGGCACUGACGGCGGGAGCCCCGGAGUCGCAUUCUCGUCCUUUACCCUCAGUAUGGACGUCGGCAGACGCGGCGGGAACCAUGCAAGAAGCACUCGAGGCCCUUGAUACUUACAAAAAGAAGGACUUGACCAAAGUCGUCGUGAGGUUCAAGGCAGUGGGCAAUGCGCCUAUUAUGAAGCAGAACUUCUACAAGAUCUCCGCGUCGAACAGAUUUCAGGCGGUCAUUCAGUUCUUGAGGAAGGAGCUUGGCUGGAAAGCUGGGGACCCGCUGUUCACCUACAUCAAUCUUGCCUUCUCGCCAGCCCCGGACGAUACUGUCGCGAACCUGUUCAAGUCGUUCUCGACCGACGGGCAUCUCAUCGUAAACUAUAGUACUACGGCUGCAUGGGGCUGA
Postia placenta MAD-698-R-SB12 is the source of this 396-nucleotide messenger RNA. RefSeq lists its product as hypothetical. The transcript has 5 exons. Gene Ontology annotation, biological process: autophagy of mitochondrion; nucleophagy; C-terminal protein lipidation. Bases 1 to 396 code for a protein of 131 amino acids. Gene Ontology annotation, cellular component: cytoplasm; Atg12-Atg5-Atg16 complex; phagophore assembly site membrane. Lineage: Eukaryota; Fungi; Basidiomycota; Agaricomycetes; Polyporales; Adustoporiaceae. The record is from RefSeq and is a predicted model, not a curated record.